AUGGUGCCCAAGCAAAAGGAUCACCAGAAAAAGGGCCCAGCCCAGCAGCCGGCUGACGAAAUCUCCAGCAUUCAUGCUCGCAUCAAGCUGUUCGAGCACCCGUUCGCCCACCAGGUCAUCAACACGAAGAUCGAGAUGUUCUGCUCGUACUGUAUGCGAGCGGCGCCCGGAGAUGGGAAACUCCUCAAAUGCUCAGCGUGCAAUCAUACCAGGUAUUGUAACAAGGAAUGCCAAAGACUGGCCUGGAAAUUACAUCGAAUUGGACAUUUUCAGGUUUUCCCCAAUCUCCCCCUGACGGAGAUCCUCUUCCAAUCCAAAGUCAUCGACCGCGUACAAUUCAUCCGCGAAAACGGCGACAAAUAUGGAUGGGAAAGGGAGAGGCCGUUCAGCUCGCUCUGUGACCAUAAAGACGAAAUACGGAAAGACGAGGCGAAAAUGGAGUACUUUGAGAAGCUGCUGAACAAGAUGACGACAUUCCGCGGGGACGAGAUGCCGGAAAGGGAAGUCUUCUUCGACAUCUUCUGCAAAAUCCAAAUCAACUCCCACUCAAUCCACACCAAUGCUGGCAAUGAAGUGGGGAUGGCCAUCGAUUUGGGUGUCUCUCUCUACAACCACUCCUGCCGCCCGACCUGCUCGAUGGUGUUCGACGGAUUCCGGGUGGUGAUCCGGCCGCUGGUGCCCGAUAUUGAUGCCAACGACACGAGCAAGUCGUUCAUCUCCUACAUCGACGUCGGCCGCAGCAAACACAUCCGAAGACGAGAGCUCAAGACCCGCUGGUUCUUCGACUGCGAAUGCUCGCGUUGUAUGGAUCCUGCCGAUGAUGUUCUCACCGCGAUCAGGUGCUCAAACCCGUGCUGCGAUGAGCCGCAGGUGAUCACCGAGACCUCGGAGCCGUGCUAUAUUGCGUGCGCCAAGUGCGGCUCGAUGACCGAUGAUGAUACUGUUAAGCAAGCCCAACAACUGAUGCUCAGCCUGCCCGCCCAGUUCGACCCGGAGUGUCCGGCCGAGAAGCUUCGCGAACUGCUCGCCUCCGCCGAAUCCGUCCUGCACCCGGUGAACGUGUACAUCACCCGCCUCCGCACAGCCCUCCUACACAUCACUGGAUCCCUCGAAGAGAACAUCACCUCCAUCCACAAACAAGUCUACGAGAACUACAAACUAUGUUUCCCGAAAGCUGAUCGUCACGUCGGCUACCAACUUCUACACAUCGUCAAGGCGUUGAUCGAAAAGGACGAUCGUGAAGAGGCGAUCACCUACGCCUACGACGCCAUGAACAUCUUUGAAGUGUGCUUUGGCCUCGAUCACCCGUACUAUCUCCAAACCCUAGCUCUUUGGACAUAUUUGGACCAGAGGACCCCAAAAUCCAAGGCCGAGCUCAUCGCCCUCACCAACUUCAACGACAACCGCCGCGUCGACAUCGAGACGCUCCUCGAAAAGGCGGCCGCCAUCAGCCCGGGUACCCUGGCCAUCAAUCUGCCAAAGUCAAAGCAC
Mesorhabditis spiculigera is the source of this 1491-nucleotide messenger RNA. Lineage: Eukaryota; Metazoa; Nematoda; Chromadorea; Rhabditida; Rhabditidae. The record is from the annotation of a GenBank genome assembly.